AAAGCUGGAAUGUCAACUACAUCAGUCAAUUUAGUUGGGGGCACUGGGAUAUGGCCUUACAUGAUAACAACAAGAUGCAAAGGAAAAAUAUUUGCACAAUUAAGAAAUAAACUAGACAGGGACGAGGAGCUAAAUUUAGUUUCCUUUCUUGGUGAGCAGCUACGCCAUCUUCAUCUGUUGCCGCUUCCAUCUCGUGAUUCAAAUUUAUCAGAUAUUGAAAGGGCAGUAGAAUUUAACCAUACUAAUGGUUAUGCAGAAGCUGCUUUUGAUAAAUCAAGCAUGCCAGCUGAAUGGGACAUCUUCGUCAAAACUCUAAAUAGGAAGAAAAAGGAUGCCUCUAACCGCUUGACAACAUGUUUUGCUCAAAUCACAUGGCCAUUUGAGACUAAAGAUGCUGAAGGGGAGAUCCAAUUCCUAGCUUUCUAAUUGAGAAAGUUGAUGAAUACAUCCCAGA
Messenger RNA from Humulus lupulus (European hop), 454 nucleotides. RefSeq names its product lysine-specific demethylase JMJ21-like. Lineage: Eukaryota; Viridiplantae; Streptophyta; Magnoliopsida; Rosales; Cannabaceae. The transcript is spliced from 4 exons. The record is from RefSeq and is a predicted model, not a curated record. The coding region runs from base 10 to 426 and encodes 138 amino acids.